Molecule: messenger RNA, 759 nt
Organism: Talaromyces proteolyticus
Lineage: Eukaryota; Fungi; Ascomycota; Eurotiomycetes; Eurotiales; Trichocomaceae
Product: dienelactone hydrolase
Exons: 3
Coding region: 1-759 (252 amino acids)
Molecular function (GO): hydrolase activity
Source: RefSeq, a predicted model, not a curated record
AUGGCCUCCCAUCAUCCAGCACAAUGUUGCACUGUCGGUGUGACGCAUGGGGGAGUAGCGAACGGACAGUCGGUAAAAGUGGAAGGCAAGCAUGACGCGUACUUGGCCACCCCCUCUGCUGGUGUGGCACGUAAAAACGCUGCGAUUUUGUAUAUUCCAGAUAUCCUGGGAAUCUGGAUUAACAGCAAACUUAUGGCGGAUCAAUUCGCAGCCAAUGGCUAUACUACCCUUGUUAUUGACAUUUUCAACGGCGACGCCCUUGAGCUUAACCGUCCGGCCGACUUCAAUCUUAUGGGCUGGAUGACUCAGGGACGUAAUGGCAAAGGUCCUCAUACACCGAAAGAAGUCGAUUCUAUCAUUGAAGAUGCUCUGGAAUACAUCAAAAGAAAUCUCGGCUUCAGUAAUAUUGGCGCUGUUGGGUACUGUUUUGGAGCAAAGUAUGUUGUUCGCCACUAUAAAAACGGUAUCAAGGUUGGCUAUGUUGCCCACCCUUCUUUUGUCGAGAAAGAUGAGCUGGCGGCGAUUACGGGGCCACUGUCCAUUUCCGCUGCGCAGACCGACCCCAUCUUCCCCACCGAGAAACGCCAUGAGUCCGAGAAGAUUCUAAACGAGAAUGGGAAUCCAUACCAAAUUCACCUCUAUUCGGGCGUGAGUCAUGGCUUCGCAGUCCGCUGCGAUCCAUCUAUCAAGACGGAAAAGUUCGCAAGGGAGCAGGCCUUCUUGCAGUCUAUAGCUUGGUUUGACAAUUGGCUGAUCUGA